Temnothorax curvispinosus is the source of this 2598-nucleotide messenger RNA. It is a transcript of the gene crc, whose product is annotated as activating transcription factor of chaperone. The transcript is spliced from 2 exons. The record is from RefSeq and is a predicted model, not a curated record. Gene Ontology annotation, cellular component: nucleus. Gene Ontology annotation, biological process: regulation of transcription by RNA polymerase II. Gene Ontology annotation, molecular function: DNA-binding transcription activator activity, RNA polymerase II-specific; RNA polymerase II transcription regulatory region sequence-specific DNA binding. Bases 1067 to 1963 code for a protein of 298 amino acids. Lineage: Eukaryota; Metazoa; Arthropoda; Insecta; Hymenoptera; Formicidae.
ACCGAAGUCCAAUUUGCACGAUCGCGGUUCGCUCGAGCCAUCGCGCUGCAUCAGUAUUUAAUUACUCGCCGUCUACGGAGUCCGCGACAUCUCGUCUUUUAUCAGUGUCUUCCUAUCGCGGUAUCGCGCUCCAUCUCUGACACCUCGAUUGUUGUGCGCGCUUAUCUAUCACGUGGAAACGCCUGUUUCCCGCUUCUGGGAUCUCCGUCGGUUUCCCGCGCGAACACGGAAAAUUCCGCGUGUCCGUUCCACGCGGAGCGGAACGCGCAGUUCAGUAUUCUCGAGUUCUUCGUACUAUCGAGCAAAGAAGCGGAGCUAAAGAAGCGGAGCACGCGGUUCCCGUGAAAUUGCGCACCGGACGGUAACAUUGGACACUCGCCAACACCGAGAACACGUGGUCGCGCAUCGACUACCACGUGUCGUGUUUCAGAAAGAUCGAGAUUCUCGGAAUCUUUACAAUACAGAGACGACAGAGUACCACGUGAGUUCACGGACCACGUCGAGCAUCACGGUCCGGAGUAAGCGUGGGACGAGUUGUCGCGAAACAUCUGCGAGGCAUUUGUGGAAGCCGGCGAGAGACGCAUCAGCAGGAGGCCACGCGUUUGAACGGAUAUUUGUCUGUGCAUGGGCACGACCGUACAAGUAGUGACCUGAAGAGAACGGUGGCGCGGCGCCGGUAGCCCCUAUACGAGACUGGCAUCAUUAAAGUUGAUCCGUGAAAACGACCGGUCGUCUCGAUGGUGGAGUGUACUAAUGUUAUAUAAUAGCAUGCAGUUCGCAUAUCGGUACACGUGGAAUCGAGAGAUCAUCGUCAACUCCCAGAAGCUCGUGAAAAGACGCUGAAUAUCGGCCGUGCCCGUCGCGAUUACACGUGGGAGGAUCGCAACGUUCUUCUCGACGUCCACGUACGAGCCGCGGCAGCGCGCUACGUCGUCGGCGUUACCGAAGAAACGAACGUAUUGGGAUUAUCGGCCCUUACCAACCAGCUACAUUAGAUACAAACUCCCACCUGAUCUCUCUCCCGUCCCUUUAACAAGGAAAACACACCAGACCGCGCGCAAUUACCAUGGCUGCCUUAUGUUACAGCGAACACUUUUCUGAUUGGCUGGAAGAAAAGAUAAAUUUGCCGAUAUAUGAUAAUCUAUCCUAUUUCGAAAACAACCUAAACAAACUGCCGCAACCAACUGCUCCGUAUCCUCUCGCGAAGGUACCACAGCAGCAACAGCAACAACAGCAUGACAACACGCAAACCCUCUUGCAGGAGUUCGAAACGGUUUUGACGGACGUCGAGGCUUGCCAUCAGAUAAUUCCGCCAACCAGUUCGACGCUUACUCCUCCGCAAUCGCCCUCGCAUAAAACGAUCAAUGUGGACACCCAAUUGCUGGUAACCUUGCAGCCCGUGCAACCGUUCGCCGGCAAUCAGCCGAUAUACGAUAUCGUUCCAUCUGAAGAGCCGACGUACGUGAGCGAUACACCGCGUCAAUGGAACGUCGAAAGCAUAUCGCUGAAUCCUCUCGGGGGGGAUGUUGCGAAUGAAUUGGCGGUAGUGGACGAAUACGUUCGCUCGCACACCAAGGAUAUACCGUCUCCCUCAAGCCCGUGUAGUUCCGGUGGUAGUAGCAUCUCGACCGAUGACUCCACCGACGAUCCCGAUUGGAGUUUCGAAACCGAGAGAAAAAGCCUGAAGCAAACGGUUCACGAUUCUUCGAAGCUUCGUCAUAAACCGUACUCUCGAUCGUCUCUCGAUGACAAGAAAGUAAGGAAGAAGGAGCAGAAUAAGAAUGCGGCUACUCGUUACAGGCAGAAGAAGAAACAGGAGGUCAAGGAGAUACUGGGCGAAGAGCGCGAACUGGCGGAGCAUAACGAAAAGCUGAAAGAGAAAUUGAAAAGUCUGCAACAAGAGAUAGGAUAUCUGAAGGGAUUUAUGAGGGAUGUGUUCAAGGCAAAGGGUUUUCUCAAAUAAUCCAUUCGUCCAGGAACCCUCACCGCCGUCAACAUAAUUGUUAAUUUUAGAUAUUAUAUCCAUUAGUUUUUUUAUUUUUAGAUGUUUUGUUUUUGCCACUAACUAUUUUACAAUUGUACUAAUAUUUUUAAUACGGUAAUUCACGUUUCACACGUUAUCUGUUUGUUCGUAAUUUUCUUAUUUCUUAACAAGUAUUCGUCAAUAUAUAUAUAUAUAUAUAUACAUAUAUACGUAAUAAUGCGUACGCAGCUUUUUAGAGAGAGUCUACAGACAAACAAAUCGUACCUACUCGAAAGAGAAGGCGCAUGCAAGGAUAAAACGCGAGAAAGAAGUCUAAAGUUACACCUACUUUUAGAAUAAAAUGUACAUUAGGGACGACCUAAUAAUCCACUAGAGAACGGGAUCCAUCAACCAUCUAAGCACGGUGCGUUAGAUAACGCAUGUAAACUGUCGAGUACGCAUAUGAAGCUUUAACGAGCGGAAACUUGCUUACUCGUAUGCAUUCCACCAGUUAUCUACCGCACCUCUCACGAAUGCGAAUCUUUUCAUUCCGAUUAAUUUUUACCCUUUAUUGCAUAUUAUACUUUCAUACGGCAAAUUAUGUAGAAUAUAAUAAAUGGGUUCAAUGAAACAAG